Messenger RNA from Bemisia tabaci, 2448 nucleotides. RefSeq lists its product as uncharacterized. NCBI's taxonomy places the organism in Eukaryota, Metazoa, Arthropoda, Insecta, Hemiptera, Aleyrodidae. The record is from RefSeq and is a predicted model, not a curated record.
GCGUUACGGGCCCCGAAGACAGCAUCGCGUAGCUUAUUUUCCCGCGCUAAAAUCAAAGUUACGUGUUUUUUCCCACCGCAAUCGUUAUUUUUCUUCACCCAUAUCGGUUUUUUUUUCGCUAUCUACAGUGAAUUUUAAAAUUGCAAUUUGAAUGGUUUUGGAUGUGUUUUUGUGCGUUUUCCUCCCUAAAUUCCAAAUUGAAUUUUCAACAACUAGCUGGCAAUAUUGAUUGCGCCUUGCACAGAAUUCCAUUCUUGCUUUUAAUUCUUCAUUUUGUUCAGAAAACGCUUUUUUGAGAGACCUUUCGACAUUUCGGCAACUUAAAAUGAUAUGAAAGAAAGCAGAGGUACCGUAAUUUUCUUCCUGAAGCUUUGAAAUCCUGUGAUACCGAGUUUAAUCUGCUCGCAAACUCAGGAUUGUCACGCCAACGAUACAGUGAGAUCAAUUGAUCUAGUGACGCGUCGAUCAUUAAUUUUAACCGCCUAUUUUUCUCGCGCUGACCUUUGGGCUCAAUCAGUUCUAAGAACAGUGCGUGUGUGAUAUGGCAGGCUAGACAAACCGGGUCCAAAUAUGUCGAGAUUCUCAAGCUCGAGUGCCGUCUUUUCUUGAAAUAAAAUUGUGUAUUCGUGUCUGUGGAUCCAGUUUACCGUCAAUAUUGUUUUACAAUUCAUACAUUUUAGACCCUUCGAUUAAUGCCCCAUAAUACUUACCACCAAUCACCAGUUCAAACAUAAAAGCCCUCGAUCUAAAGUUUGUUGUAAGUGAAUCUGUUCCAUACAAGGCCUUUACAUUUUCCUUUAACGGUAACUUGAGAUUGGUGAGAUAUCGGAUUGAUUCGGGGUUUUUUCGUCGAUUUGUAAGUGAAACAGUGUUUACGUUCUACUACGGCGGCUCCGUAAGUCUUACGGUUACGGUUUUUACGGUCUGGUACGUCCCGUGUGUUUACACCCGUAAGUGCCCAUGCGGUGAGCCAGUGUUGGCGUCAAUUUAAAGUGCCCCCUCCCCCCUUACGACUUAUCGCCGGAAUCAAAAUGAGUGCAUCAAUUCGCUUCGUGUGUGUGGCCUUGUGCUUAGUGUCAGUGCACAUCUCAGGGAUAAACAGUGAGAGGAGCUUGUGUGACGUCUGUGCUUGCUCCCCCAACAGCGAUGAGCCCAUCAGGAUCUCGUGCGACUGCCAGAAAUCGAAGAUGCUGUUCUUCAAGGAGGAGGACGAGCAGACCCUGAUGCAGACGGAGGAACUUCGGAUCUCUGCGUGCAACUUCCUCUCGCUGCCGGCCAACGGCUUCGUCCGCGCCACGAAGCUCCGUCACCUUCGUCUGGACUCCCUCAACUACUUCCAUUUCUUCCGCGGGGUGUUCCCCUACCUGGAGACCCUCCACGUGGACCGCGUCGCCAACUUCAUCUUCGCCGAGCUAUCGCUGAGCACCGGGAAACAGCUCGAGAGGAUAACCCUCCGCCACACCAACCUGAAGGAGCUCCCGCCGUUGGCACUUCACGAGGCCCGCGGCUUGAAGAACUUCGAUAUCCACGGCUGCAACAUCACCACGGUCGCCCCAGGGGCGCUCUUCAACGCCAACAACACCAACUCACCGCUCGGUCUCCGCAUCACCGACUCAGUUAUCUCGCAAAUCAUGGAGGACGGCAUCAACAUCCUGGGUGAGGAGCUGGUCGUCCGUAACUCGACGAUCGGGAUGCUGGGGCCCCGCUCCGUAACGGCGGCCGUCCGUAACUUCGCCGUGGCCACCUCCACGUUCACGGACGUCAACGCCGACUCGCUCCACGUCAAGGCGGCCGUCAUCAACAUCAGCGGCAACGCUUUCGCCGCCCUCCCGCCACCUUUCCUCAGCGACCUCCACAUCACUGAUGCGGAGCCCGCCUCAGCGGAGGACAUGUUCCCCGAUGAGGACCAGAGGGUCAAGAUUGAGUUCGUCAAUAACUACCUGGACGAUAUCGACCUCAGCGCCUUCUUCUUGAAGCUCCGUUAUCGAGAGGUGAAUUUCCAGAAGAAUCGAAUCGACUGCGAUUGUGCUCCGGCCCGUACAGCCGUCUUCAAACUGCCGACUCUGUUUCCAGGACUAUCCCCGAUGGCCAACAGAACGGCUUACGAGUACAUCAUCGAGCACAAUUACUGUGCCCAGCAGAACGUCUCGCUCGGCGAGUACGGUCGCCAGUUCCUAGGGGGCGCUGUGUGUUCCGACAGAGCCCUCAACGAUGCGCCCACGGAGCUCAACGAGAUUACCGAUGAGCCCAUUCCGCAGAAGAACUUGCUAGCAGCUGGUGCUGCUGUCAGUCAUUCGCUCUGUUUAUGGUUCAUUGUCGCCGUUCCCUUGCUCAGGCUUACGUGAUUUGCCGCUUGAUCGUUUUUAUGAAAAGAAUGAAAUAAAAGCAAUGUCAGCGGGUAGAUCUUUGAAAUUGAUGGACAAAGCUUCAGAGAAAGAUAUAACAAAA